Messenger RNA from Marmota flaviventris (yellow-bellied marmot), 1988 nucleotides. It is a transcript of the gene Polr3c, whose product is annotated as RNA polymerase III subunit C. NCBI's taxonomy places the organism in Eukaryota, Metazoa, Chordata, Mammalia, Rodentia, Sciuridae. Gene Ontology annotation, cellular component: RNA polymerase III complex. Gene Ontology annotation, biological process: DNA-templated transcription. The record is from RefSeq and is a predicted model, not a curated record. Gene Ontology annotation, molecular function: single-stranded DNA binding.
GCAUCCCGCGGAGCUGGAGGAUUGCGGCCGCCGUGUGGGGGCCGCAGCCGUGACCGGGAGUCGUCCUGGAGGCAGCCCUCCGUGUCUGUGUGCGGCGAAGGAGUCGAGCUCAAGAAGUAAAUCCUGCCCCGCAAGGAUCUGCAGCUCCCGGUUGAAACACCCGGUUGAGAAGCUCGGCUUGGCCCCAUUUCUGUUAAGUUUGAUUCCCUUAAAGGACCGAAGGAGAAACUGCCUGUUCACCCGCUGAACAGUGGAGACUCUUUGUAGAAACUAAGUUCUGAGACUCCCCAGUACAAUGACUCAAGCGGAAAUUAAACUGUGUUCUUUGUUGCUACAAGAGCAUUUUGGAGAGAUCGUAGAAAAAGUUGGAGUUCACUUAAUCAGAACUGGCAGCCAGCCACUUAGAGUAAUUGCCCAUGACACGGGAACAUCACUGGAUCAGGUGAGAAAAGCCCUUUGUGUCCUCAUCCAGCAUAACCUGGUGAUAUAUCAAGUGCAUAAACGUGGUGUGGUGGAGUAUGAAGCUCAGUGCAGCCGGGUGUUGCGAAUGCUUAGAUAUCCCCGGUACAUCUAUACUACCAAAACACUAUACAGCGACACUGGAGAGCUGAUUGUUGAGGAGCUGCUGUUGAAUGGCAAAAUGACAAUGUCAGCUGUUGUGAAGAAAGUAGCAGACCGACUCACAGAAACCAUGGAGGAUGGCAAGACCAUGGACUAUGCUGAGGUAUCAAACACAUUUGUGCGACUAGCAGAUACACACUUUGUACAGCGCUGUCCCUUAGUGCCUACCAUUGAGAAUUCAGAUCUUGGACCACCACCACCUGCCCCAACCCUUGUUGUUAAUGAAAAGGACAUGUACCUGGUUCCUAAAUUGAGCUUGAUAGGAAAGGGUAAAAGGAGGAGAUCAUCUGACGAAGAUGCUGCUGGGGAACCCAAAGCCAAGAGACCAAAACAUACCACAGAUAACAAAGAGCCCAUUCCAGAUGAUGGGAUUUAUUGGCAGGCCAACCUUGAGAGGUUCCACCAGCACUUCCGUGACCAAGCCAUUGUGAGCGCAGUUGCCAACAGGAUGGACCAGACAAGCAGUGAGAUUGUGCGGACCAUGCUCCGGAUGAGUGAGAUUACCACUCCCUCUAGUGCCCCCUUCACCCAACCCUUGUCUUCCAAUGAGAUCUUCAGAUCCCUGCCGGUUGGCUAUAACAUCUCUAAGCAAGUUCUUGAUCAGUAUCUCACUCUGCUGGCAGAUGAUCCUCUAGAGUUUGUUGGAAAGUCUGGCGACAGUGGUGGAGGAAUGUAUGUCAUCAACCUCCAUAAGGCAUUAGCAUCUCUAGCCACAGCCACUCUGGAAUCUGUCGUACAGGAGAGAUUCGGAUCUCGCUGUGCCAGAAUAUUCCGUCUAGUUUUGCAAAAGAAACACCUGGAGCAGAAGCAGGUGGAGGACUUUGCAAUGAUUCCUGCAAAGGAGGCAAAGGAUAUGCUAUAUAAGAUGCUCUCAGAAAAUUUCAUAUCACUCCAGGAAAUUCCCAAAACACCAGACCAUGCCCCAUCUAGGACCUUCUAUUUAUAUACUGUGAAUGUCCUAUCAGCUGCCCGGAUGUUGUUGCACAGGUGCUACAAGAGCAUAGCCAACUUAAUAGAAAGGAGGCAAUUUGAAACCAAAGAGAACAAGCGUCUACUAGAAAAGUCUCAGAGGGUAGAAGCCAUCAUUGCAUCUAUGCAGGCCACAGGUGCAGAGGAGGCACAGCUACAAGAAAUAGAAGAGAUGAUCACAGCUCCUGAACGUCAGCAGCUGGAGACCCUGAAACGGAAUGUCAACAAGUUGGACGCCAGUGAGAUCCAGGUAGAUGAAACAAUCUUCUUGCUGGAGUCAUACAUCGAGAGCACCAUGAAGAGACAAUGACUCAGAAGAAGCAUCUUCCUCAAAAGAUCUGGGGGGAUGGAAAGAAAAAUAAAGGAGGUGGUGCCUGGAUGCAUUCUUUUAAGUGGAA